Molecule: messenger RNA, 2321 nt
Organism: Scylla paramamosain (green mud crab)
Lineage: Eukaryota; Metazoa; Arthropoda; Malacostraca; Decapoda; Portunidae
Product: glutamate receptor ionotropic, kainate 5-like
Exons: 11
Coding region: 1531-2124 (197 amino acids)
Cellular component (GO): membrane
Molecular function (GO): ligand-gated monoatomic ion channel activity
Source: RefSeq, a predicted model, not a curated record
ACACAUCACUCACAAGUCACAUAGAUUCCCUUCUCCUCAGCUUCCUUUCCCUCUCCUCCUCCUCCUGUGAGAGAUACAACUUGACAAUCCUAAGCCCUAGAGACUCCCAACACUCCAGAAACACGUGCAACACCCUAGGAAUCCACAAGAAAAGCUCUACUUAUGAAUAUGGAGAAGGCAGUGGCGCCAUACCUCCCUGUCGGUCGUUGUCUGAAGGUGGCGCUGACGAAGUGGCCGCCCUACGUGGAUGGCUGGAACCCCAACUAUACUGGCUGGUGUAUUGAGAUGUUCGACGUGAUCCUGGAGAAACUAAACGUCUGCCAUGAAUACCUGGAACCUCCGGAUGGCCUCUGGGGCGCUAAGUUCCCCAAUGGCUCCUGGUUCGGGAUGAUGGGAAUGCUACAUCGAAGGGAGGUGGACGUGGCGAUCGGACCCUUCGGAGUGACGCUGGAAAGGACCAAGGUGGCAGACUUCAGUGUUCCCAUCACGGCCACGGAUCACGCCGUUCUCUACCGCAGGCCGCAAAUUGAGCCAGACCUUUUGGGAUUCACUAAACCUUUUACUCUACUGGUUUGGGCAGGUGUGCUGAUUAGCCUCCUGGUGGUGACAGGAAUCGCUCUUGGUCUUCUCGUCCUCUCGCCUACACGCUCACGCCGUCCCAGGUAAACACACACACACACACACACACACACAGGCCGGGCACACACACAAGUCCUCCAAACCUUCACAUACUUGUUGGAAAGAAAAAAAAAAAAACAAUGAUAUACAUAAUACAAUAAAAAUGAAUACAAAUUUAAUAGAAAGUUAAUACAUUGACUUUAAAGACAUACAGAAUUACAUGCAAAAAAAAAAUAAUGAUGGAAAAAUACAAACUAUAAACACACACACACACACACACACACACCUUCUCAUGUACGUUUUUAUGUGCGUUUUCUUAUGAACGUUUCUCUUUUCCAGGAAAAAAUGAUUCAGGACAGCUCAGAUUUCCCUCUUCUUCUUCCUCCUCCUCCUCCUCCUCCUCCUUCUCCUCUUCCUCCUCUUUGUGGGGGUGGCUGUGGGGCUACAGAGCACUGUUAAGCCAACGUGAGUGAAAGGAAGAGAAAGAAAGAAGGAAGGAGGAGUGUGUGGGUGAGGGUGGAAGUGACUUAAUCAGCCAGUGAGUGAGUGAGUGAGUGAGUCAGUGGAAGAAAGAGUUAAGGAGAGAGUGUGUGAAUGACUGAAUCAACGAAUAAGUGACCGAGAGAGAGAGAGAGAGAGAGAGAGAGAGAGAGAGAGAGAGAGAGAGAGAGAGAGAGAGAGAGAGAGAGAGAGAGAGAGAGAGAGAGAGAGAUUUUGUUUAGAGUAUAACAGGGACACAAUCCAACUAAAUACCUGCCAGUCUAUCAUUCCAUUUAUCUAUCAAUCUAUCUAUCUAUCUAACCCGCAGCGGUACUAAAUCUAAAGGGCGGUGAGGGAGCAAGAUUUCUGGCCGGGCUGUGGCUUCUCACGUCCCUUAUUAUUGCUAUCGUGUACCGCUCUAAUCUUAAGGCCAUGCUCAUUGUGCCCAAGGUUCGCGUACCCUUCGACAGCCUGGCGGAGUUGGUGGACCAGACAGAGGUGCCGUGGACAAUGGCUCAUGGCUCCAUCGUGCAGAGCUUCUUCAGUUCUGCUUAUGACGAGGCCCCCACUUCCACCAUGGGCAGGGGGUGGAAAGGACGCUCUCCUCUCCUACGUAGCGCUACGGACAUCAUCCCUACUGUCAUCGGUGGUACUGCCGGCCUCUACACCAGACACUCAUCCACUUACUUGAUGGGAAAGGACUUUUCUGAGAAUGGGUACUGUCGCCUGGCACUCACACGCGGGGGCUACAUGGCAGUACAACACAGCAUGGGCUUCCCUCUCGGCUCGUCCCUUAAACCUGUCCUAGAUGAAUUGGUGUACCGCAUGAUGGAGUUUGGGCUGGUGGAGAAAUUUAUCGCUAAGGAGAUGGCCAAUACUUCCUACUGCCUCAUGCCGCCAGGGAGGGAGGGAUACACGGAGCUGAGGCCCUUAGCUCUGGGGGACUUCCUCGGGGUUCUGAGUCUCUACGGGGCAGGUGUGGUGGGAAGCAUGGGAAUGUUUGUGGCUGAGGUGAUGCGGCGCUGACAACACCACUACUACCACCACCAUCACCACCACCAGCGGGAAGGACUUGAAGGAACCGUGUACUGCACCCACCACCACCACCACCACCACCAUCAGCAACAACAACAACAACAACAACAACUACAACGACAACAACAACAGCAGCGUCAGCAGCACAACGCCCCUGGUCAGCGCAGGGCCGGCAGCGUGAGCCGUCA